UUUCAAUUCUCUCGUAUCAUUUUGUCUACUGAUUCCUUCUGUUUCAGAGGGAACGAUUAAAUCUUUGGUAGGAAAGUUAAAGGGAAAUUCUUGCUUCAUACUUCUUUACAGACAAGUGUGUUCAAGAAUUCUCCCUUCUGAUUCUAUUUCUAUAGAAAAAAAACUUUAUCAAUCUAUAUAUAUAUACAUACACCACAUUCAUUCAUUGAUUUGGUAAUUUUAUUACACAAUCAGAAAUCCCAGAAUACCAUUUUUCUUAUUUCUUGUCCCUUUUUUAUUUUUACUUCUGGGGCUCCGGGUGAUUUGAAAAUAAACUUUAAUCUUAAACAUUUUAUGAUUUCUGUUCCAAAAAUUUUCUGGGUUUUAAAUCUUGAACUUGUCUGUUGAACACAAACUUGAUUUUCACAAAAUUGAAGUUUUGGUGUAAUUUAAGGUUUAAGGUCACUUCGAGGUUUUAUUUGGUACACAAUGAAAGGGGAUAGAAUGGCAAAGAGGUCUUCUUUUGGGAGCGUCGUCAGGAGAAGAUUGUCAGAUAUUACCAAUUCUGCUCCACAGCCUAGAUCUCCAAGCAAUGUAGAAAAGCCCUCCUUGGAUCCUUCUUCUAAGGAAUAUAUUGAUCAUCUUGCCAAGGAAAAUAUGGCACUGGUCAAGCUUAUUCAAGAUAAAAAUAAGGUGAUUGAAUUGAAUGGAAUUGAGCUCCAAAAACUCAGAAUCAAUCUUCAGAAGAUGCAAAUGCAGAAUUGGAAUCUUGCUCAAGCCAAUAGUGUUAUGAUAGCGGAACUUAAUUUCGGGAAAGAAAAGAUGAUGACCCUACAGCACGAGAUUUCCUGCAAGGAGGCACUUCUUAAAUCAAGGAGUUUGGAAAUCAAGGAGAGAGAGCUGACUCCUGCAGAAGAAACCAAACAUGAUAAUAGCAAGAACAGAAGGCCCCGCUUCACAAGAAGUAGAUCCGUAGGCCAUUGUACAACUGUAUCCCAUCAAGUUGCAGCAAAGGAGGCAGCAGAAAACAAGAGGCUCUGUUUAAGGAGGCAGUCAGCUAGUUCCAAAAUGCAACAGCAGGAAAACAAAGAAAACUUGUUCGAACUAGAGGACGUGAUGCUGCCAACUGCUGGCGUACCGACUGAUUUUGGACCAGCUUCAUCACCUUUUACUUACAAAGACUGUAAAGAUGAUAAGCAACAUGGUGCUGAACUUAAAUCUAGACGACCAGAAAGAACCUCAAUUGGUGGAAGACCAUUAAGAAAGGCAGCUGAGAAGGUUCAAUCCUAUAAAGAAGUCCCUUUAAAUAGUAAAAUGAGGAGAGCAAAUUGAGCUGUAUGAAAUUUGAAAAUCAGAGUCUUGUGCUAUAUAUAUUUAGCCUGCAGAUUUGCUCUUCUGCACUCAUAGAUUAUGGUUAUGUCAAUUUGGUUUUGAUUUUGUGUAAUGUGUGUGUGUAUACUUCAUGUCACCAUCUAUAACAGUACAGCAACUCUUCAUUGUCCC
Molecule: messenger RNA, 1482 nt
Organism: Coffea arabica (coffee)
Lineage: Eukaryota; Viridiplantae; Streptophyta; Magnoliopsida; Gentianales; Rubiaceae
Source: RefSeq, a predicted model, not a curated record